This is a messenger RNA of Danio rerio (zebrafish), 632 nucleotides long. It is a transcript of the gene tnfsf18, whose product is annotated as TNF superfamily member 18. The record is from RefSeq and is marked provisional. Gene Ontology annotation, molecular function: tumor necrosis factor receptor superfamily binding; tumor necrosis factor receptor binding. Gene Ontology annotation, biological process: immune response; tumor necrosis factor-mediated signaling pathway; T cell proliferation involved in immune response. NCBI's taxonomy places the organism in Eukaryota, Metazoa, Chordata, Actinopteri, Cypriniformes, Danionidae. Gene Ontology annotation, cellular component: membrane.
UCACUACUGCAUCAUGUCUCUGUCUGCCGAACACUGCCGUGAUACAAGUGGAGACAGGGGUGGUGGUGGUGGUUUUAAUGGUGCUUUGAUCCAUCAGAGAACGCUGAUUCGGGGACUGAUCAUAUGGGUCACGCUACUCACUCUUGGCCUGGCAGCUUCAAUAUCUCUGCAUUUCAUCCCUAAAGAAUCGCCGGCUCCAAGUAAACAGCAGGGUUCGGAAACAACCAGUAAUAAUGUUUAUCCUGGAAAGAAAAUAGAUCUAAUGACAUUCACGCCAAACUGGGAAAACACAGAUGUUGAGCUCCUGCAGUGGAAUACAGUUGAAGAAAGGUUCAUCAAAGGAGAGGGACAGCUGACUGUGACUCAGGGAGGCGCUUAUUUUCUGUAUCUCCAAGUUACCCUUGACUCGAGGAAAAAAGAAAACCACACAAUCACAGUCCAAACACAAAAACAAAAUGUGAUCUUAAAAGGUUACAUCAAUGGAUCAAACCUCUCAACUGGCUUCUUGGCUACUGGAAUUUACCUGGAUGAUGAUGAUACUUUUAAUGUGACCUGCAAACCCAAAGCCAAAAUCCAGAACUCUCACAUUGAAACCUACAUGGGUGUCAUCAAGCUUGGCUAAAUCUCAGUCA